Molecule: messenger RNA, 3058 nt
Organism: Amoebophrya sp. A25
Lineage: Eukaryota; Dinophyceae; Syndiniales; Amoebophryaceae
Source: the annotation of a GenBank genome assembly
GCUCAACCGUCCAGACUCCUUGUGCGGAGAAGUGAAUCAAAUCCAAACACCUCUACAACUAGUACAACUAGGUCUAUUAUAGUUGAAGUAUGAUUGUUGUAAGUUGUAAAUCGUAAGUACGAUAUUGUAAGCACAUUAUACCAUAAACUAGUCAAUACAUAAGGAAGUACGAUAUUGUAAGCACAUUAUACCAUAGACUAGUCGUGACCCGACGAGUGCUCAGACGAGUUAUGGCAAUAUAUGGGUGAGGUACCUCAAUGUCCGAGAAGAUACGUAUUCUAGUACUCCAUGGAUGGGGUCAGAGCGGAAGACAACUGCAGAACCGGUUGAGGGCCUUAUCAAAGCGAUUGGAUUCGAUUGAACUGGUCUCCGUCACAGGUCCUAUCUUAAGUGAGGGUGUUUCAUCUCGCUGAUGACUGAGUAUAGAAGUCAUUUGAGGUGCACUGAUGAUGAACGCACUAAAGGCUGGUCUUCGUCACAGGUCUUAUCGCCUUACUGCUUUAAGGGAGGAUAAAAGGACCAGGAUAGGUAAUAGCUGGUGGUAGUUAGAGGUCCUAUCUUAACAAGUGGAGGAUAAGAGAACCAGCAGGACGAGGAAAGGUAGUAGCUGGUCUUGCGGUUGUCGCUGAUGUAAGGACGAUAAGAAGAGACCGUUGAAAAAAAAUCCUCUAACCAGAGCACUUCCCGACAGGAGAGGCGAUGAAAGCAGCUCAACAAUGGCCGAGCCUCAAGCGCUUCCCGACAGGAGAGGCGACGACAGCAGCGUUACAGUUGAGGAGCUUUCUACAAGACACAAAAAUCGUGGACAAGCCUCCGGUUCCAACGUCGUUCUGGAAGAUGAUGGCGACCAUUCUGUUAAGACAUGGGAAUGAUUGACUUACACUUCUUCUGUUAAGACAUGGGAAUAAUUGACUUACACUUCUUCUGUUAAGACAUUGGAAUGAUUGACUUACACGUCUUCUGUUAAGACAUGGGAACGAUUGACUUACUCUUCUUCUGUUAAGCUUAAGACAUUGGAAUAAUUGACUUAGGUCUAGGUGAUGCUCAACAAAGUGUUCGACAUCGAUGUAAAUGAUACUCGCUUUCGCAACUAUAAUUACUUAUAGUCAAGACACACAUCCAUGCAGUUGCCAUAGGUAGACGUAGAUGAUACCCAAAGCACUCUAUGUCUGGUUUAAAACGUCUGCAGAAGUCUCUAAUGAAGUCCCGAGAAACUUCGCAUGGUACGUGCCAGCUCUCGAUUGGCAAAACUUCACGUUAGAUCAGGAAUACCUCUUUUAUGACCACUUAGAGCGUUUUCAGAUGAUAAUUUUUAAGGUCAAAAAUAUUCAUACCGUAACUAACCGUAUAAAUCUGUACACUUUUUUUUUAUCUACAGGAGCGAGUUUUUCAUCAAAAACUUCUAUGCAUAUCAUCAAUGACUUUGAUCACUUGAACUUACUCCUCUAAAUAUUCAUUUUCAAAUGUCUUUAACGGAGGAGACAGUGCUCUUCAUUUUCUUUUCAAAUGUUUUUAACGGACGAGACAGUGCCCUUCCUAGUGGAGAUUUUGCGGAUGCAUGCUCCAAUCCACGGCGUACUAGGCUUCUCGCAAGGAGCGACGCUUCUACACUUCUUGUUGCUGCUACAACUUCGUGGAUCUGAUUCAGAACCUUCCGAUCCAGCAGAGCGGCCACGAUCUUGUGUUGAGCGUCCGCACGAAUUGCAUACGUUAGCUCAUGAUGUUCGAGAGCCUAUUGCCAUUAUGCAGGUUCUGUUGUCUCUGUGUGUGUGUGUGUCUUUUAAGGUUCUAGUAUGGUUUAGGUGUAGAUCCAUGAAAUUUUUCAUACAUGAGAAGCUUCUCGAGGACCGAGAGGAGACAAGUUCUUCAGCGGAAAAAACGGUUUCAAAUUCGCUAGCGGAGCUGGCUUCCAUAGUAUUAAGAUGGAUAAAAGAAUCGAAAAUGUAUUCCCUCUGCGGCUACACAUAUUCACCUGAGGAUACAGGUCAAACUAUGGACGGCGAACAAUCAAUAUCUAUCCUAUCCUGGGUUUCAUAUAGAGUAAAAGUAUCAAGAUCAACACGAAGGAAGCGUGCACGAAGCCGUGGGUAACUAGAAGAGCAAGGUGGUCUUCAAAAAUUAGAAUUCAUCGAGUGAAGACUUUCUCUUUCAUACCUUUGUGACACAGUGAAAUUUGGGAUUUUUGUCGGUGGGCCACCAGUCGUAAAGCCCAAUCGUCCGCAGGUAAGCGCGAAAAUUGCAUUUCCGCCAACGUUACAUUAUGAUCAGCACUAACAGCUUCUGGCUUACCCUCAGCCGCGGGUAUACUGAGAUAAUAGCACCUUAGCUCGUUGUUCAUGUUCUUGUUUUUGCCUGGAUCAUAUGUUGAAUUUGUAUAGUACUUUCGCAUAGAUGAAAUGAUAGACUGUAUGACUGUUCCUGUAGAGAAGGUAGACGAUUGUACAUGACUGUUCCUGUACUACCCACGUUUCUAAUACUCUGCAUCUCAAGAUUUAAAUUGUAUCUUCUAGUAUUUCCACCUUUCUUCUAAUCCCCUGCUUUAUGGCUGUUCUUUUGUUUCCCACCUUUGCAAUCCUCUGUAUAGCCAGUACUAUCAGUGUACAGCUACGCUUUCUAAAACUCUGUGAUCGGGGAGUCGGACUCGCGAGUGCCUCCUCCAUUGCAGGAACAGUUAAGCCGCGACUUUGACGAGCCACACUUCUUUCGCCACGAAGGAGCACACAGUGUCCCGACAUCGAGCGUUUUUGCUGAGAAACUCACGAGAUUUGUACAAGCAGCAGUAGAAGCCGUCUAGUAGUAGGUGGUUAGAAAGCUAGUCGCCUACGCAAUAGGUUGAGAAGUCGUCCUCCAGCCCUUCUGAUAUAGUACUCCGUGAAUGGGUUAACUACUACGACUACUGUUACUGGUUAGGGUUUGGGCCUAGGGUUUAGGGCUUAGACUCAUGAUUGGCCCAGUCGACACAGAAUCUGGCAGCAUGUGUUGUUCCAUUUUCGCCUGAGUCAAGCAUUGAAGAAGCGUAGGAAGAACGUUUUUCCAGAUCAUAUUAUCGCCAUUUCUG